AUAAAUGGAUAUCUUCCCAACACUAAUCCAUCUCCUUUUUUUUUCCUUCCACAGCGUUUGCUGCCAAUUGAUGGGGCAAAUGAUCUGUUUUUCCAACCACCCCCACUGACUCCUACCUCCAAAGUUUAUACUAUCAGACCAUAUUUUCCUAAAGAUGAGGCUUCCGUGUACAAGAUUUGCAGAGAAAUGUAUGAUGAUGGAGUGGGUUUGCCUUUUCAAAGUCAACCUGACCUUAUUGGAGACAAAUUAGUAGGAGGACUGCUUUCCCUCAGCCUGGAUUACUGUUUUGUCCUAGAAGAUGAAGAUGGUAUAUGUGGUUAUGCCUUGGGCACUGUAGAUGUGACCCCCUUCAUUAAAAAAUGUAAAAUUUCCUGGAUUCCAUUCAUGCAGGAGAAGUACACAAAGCCAAAUGGUGACAAAGAACUCUCAGAAGCUGAGAAAAUAAUGUUGAGUUUCCAUGAAGAACAGGAAGUGUUGCCAGAAACUUUCCUCGCCAACUUCCCUUCUCUGAUCAAGAUGGAUAUUCACAAAAAAGUAACUGACCCAAGUGUAGCCAAGAGUAUGAUGGCUUGCCUCCUGUCUUCACUGAAAGCUAAUGGCUCCCGGGGGGCUUUCUGUGAAGUGAGACCAGAUGAUAAAAGAAUUCUGGAAUUUUACAGCAAGUUAGGCUGUUUUGAAAUUGCAAAAAUGGAAGGAUUUCCAAAGGAUGUGGUUAUACUUGGUCGGAGCCUGUGACACUGUUGGCACCAUGAACUGUCCAAAACUCUUAACUCCACCUUGUGGUUGGUGGUUGGGGUCUUCAUACGGUUCUGCGUCUGGAGCAGCAACAUAUCAGUCCAUUUGAAUUGAAAACAAAGACAACUUUGUAAAACUCACCCAUCACACUUUCAGACUCCUGACUGGUUGGAAGAAGAUAGUAUACUGCUGCAAAUUCUGUAUGAAACAGACAUGUGGGGCCCUUCUUCUGGGUCUUAUGUCUUGUGUUAGGUGCUAAGACACCUUAGGUGGGCUUAUAGGGAGGAUCUUCAAUAAAUGUAGUCAGCACUAUUUUUCUGUAUCCAGUGUUGCAUUUCUCACCUAAGAGUAAUCAAAAUCACUUCUGGCAUCCUCUUUGGUUUAUUGAAUGAAAUGUCUCAUUCUUUGGAGACAUGCAGAGUUGAGAAAGAUUUUAGUGGGUUUCAGAGCCUUCAGGGUUGAUUUUCCAGGUGGGAUGGUUUGGCAUUAGUUUAAGAUGAAUAAAUGAUUUCAAUUUGGGGCAGUUUUUCUGCUUUUUGUAAAGCUAUGGCUGAUUGUCUCCUGUAGUAACCAUUGGUUCAGGCAUGUUGUACUUUGUAGGGACAAAAAUGUGCAGUUGUUUGUGUAAAAGCCUAAAACUGACAAACUUGUAAAUUUCUUUGUAUAUAAACUAGCUGUAACUUGACUAUCCUUUUGUUUAUUGUUUUUGGUAAUUUUUGUUUUUUUAAAAUGAAAAGGUGUUUAGGAUGGCACUUUGAAUUAGCAAAUCAAUGGAAGGUGAAUUUUCCUUCCCCCCACCCCAUAAUAAGUUUUAAAGUGCCUCCCACUUAGGGCUAGGCCAUAACCUUUUUGGGUACGAGAGCCUAAUUUCUUAGAUCUGUUGCAAAAUGCAGUCACUUCUGGAAAUCAGCAUGUGAAAUGUUCAUUUUGACAUCUGUCAAAUAGGGUAAGAAGACUGAAUGGUUUUUGCCCUUAGAUCAGUUGUCCUUUAAUCUCAAGACUUGUUACUACUGAUUUAAAUCAGUCUUUAAUAUUUGCAUGAUUUUAUCUAAUUUUUAAAAGAAUGAGCACACUUUAACCAAUGAUUUAUGGCUACCCCUGUUUUUCCUUUAAUCACAGGUUCUGAAAGCUUCAUGUAUUCUAAUUUAGAAUUGGUGUUUUUAAGGGUUCUGUGCAUGAGGCUGGCAGGUAAUCUCUGCAGGACUCAUUUUUUUCAUCAUGGCUGGCUGACUUUUCCAUAGAUUCAUAACAGUAUUUUUGUUAUCUUGCUUCCAGCAGUUUUGCAUCAGCUAUUUAACUUUCAGCUGAAUCGGGGGAGAGGGAGGGAUAAAGAAGGAAACUAGAAACAGAUUUGCCUUGGUAGAUCUCCACUAGUGUGGGCUUUGAGUGACUCUUAAAGCAUUGUAUGUAGUGGUAUCUAGUGACUUCCAGUGGAGGCCCAAGUGUGUGCCCUGUGGGUGAGGAGGAAGGAAGUCUCUUUGUUCUUAGGGUAGAACUCUUUUAACUGUAAUGUGUUGGCAAGCUGAAAACAAAUUUGCAUUUUUGAGGGCUGAGGUGAAGGUAAGAUCCCUACUAAAUAUUAAGACAGUUGAAUGUUAGUCUUCUCUUUGACAUCUCAAGCACUCAAGCAUUUUAUCUGGAGGAUUUUGGAGUUAUCCUCAUGGAAUCAGGAUUUUAAAACAAGUGCUUUUGGUUUUACCUUGGCUUUUAGUAAUCCCUUUGCCUGGCCUCUGGUCACACGUGCUAACUGUGCAAUAGAUAUCCAGGUCUAUACCUUCAUCACUAUAGGAUCAUAAAGUGCUAUGCUAUCUUCCAUGGUUAUGAAUAUUUAUUAAGGUUGGAAUGACAUUUCAUUGAUUGUUUAGAUCACAACUCAGUUCCUGUAGAAAACGAACUGUAAAACUAUCUGAAGACCAUGCAAGAGGCUAAAUAAAACUUGAAGUGAAUGUG
Messenger RNA from Ictidomys tridecemlineatus (thirteen-lined ground squirrel), 2685 nucleotides. The record is from RefSeq and is a predicted model, not a curated record. Lineage: Eukaryota; Metazoa; Chordata; Mammalia; Rodentia; Sciuridae.